UAUAGGAGGCAACGGCCAUGAGAAUUGGACUCUUUUGAGGUUUUUGCCUCUGCUCAUAGGUGAUGUUGUUCCUGAAGAUGAUGACGCAUGGUCUGUAAUUCUCGAACUUAAAGACAUUGUGGAAAUUUUGUCAUCUUCCAGUUUUACGGAUGAAAGUUUGUGUUACCUUGAUGCCAAAAUAAGUGAGCACAGAAAACUGUUACUGACUGUGUUUCCGGGGCUGAAACUGAAACCAAAGCACCACUUUCUGGAACACUAUGCACAUUUAAUCCGCUGCUUUGGACCAGUGGUUGAGUUUUGGACAUUCCGUUUUGAAGCUAAACAUAGCUUUUUCAAGAAAGUGGUUCGUGAUGUCAACAAUUUCAAAAACAUUCUAUUGACUCUGUCCCUCAGACAUGAGCUUAUGUUGGCAUACUACUUGGACAUGCCCAACCUUUUCAAACCAACAGUGGAAGUAGAGGGAACCUCAGAUGUUUCCUUUGACAUUUCGGCUGCCUCUGUCAAGCAAGUGAUUGAGAAGAAAUGUAGAACUCUGAGCAGUGUAUCUCUGGCCACAACUGCAUACAUACAUGGGACAAGAUACACCAAGGGAAUGUUCGUGUCAGUGGGCAGCACAAGUGGACUUCCUGAUUUUUGUCCAUGUGUUGCUUGUAUGCAACAAGCUAUUCUUUGUUCUUGAACCUUUCUCAGCCUGGUAUUUGGAACACCUGAGAUGUUACGAAGUUGUUAAGAGAGACUCUGCUCAACUGAUGGUAGCCGAACCUGAAGACCUGAACCACUACAUUCCAUUGUCAGCGUACACUGUCCAGGGCCGAGUUGUGGUGUCACCAGAGGCGUUUCUUAUUCAUUAAGGUAUUUUUGCACCACAUUUGCCACUUGUGCACCAAAGUUUUUAGUUUGUUAAAAAUGUAAUUUCUAUUUUUUUCACAGUUGGAGUUUUGAGCAUCGGGUUUGGAGCAUCAGUUUUGGAGCCGGAGCAUCAUCUUACAGCGUCUCAUCUUUAACGAUAAAAACAGUUUCAUCAUGCUGCUGCGUAUCAUCCUGUGUGAAAAUGACAUUAGGAAGCUUACCAUCGACAACUUGCCCGAGACUAUUGAUGACUUCUGCUCAAUCCUGAAGAUGAAAUUGGGACUGGAGGGGGACCUUGUGAUUCAGUAUAAAGACCCCGAUUUUGAUAAUGAACUGUGUAAUUUAAGUAGCAUGUCAGAGCUUCCUAAAGAUAAAGCAACUUUGAAAGUGCACACCAAGUCUUCUGAAUCAUACCACACAGAUUCAACGCUGGACACAGCAAGCCUGUCAUCUUCCCUUGAGGACUCCCCCAGUGGUACCCAAACUCGUCAGCUGCCUCAACCAUUUGUCAUUCCUGCCUUUUCAUUUGAUGUUGAGUUGAAACUGAGGCAAGGAAAUGAAGCCUUCCACAGAGAUGGGACCCUUCUUGACAUUUCAAAAGACAUGAAAUCAGACAUCUUGGACAAGUUGGCAGAAGCCAUAUAUGCUCACAAUCCCUAUCCAUCACGUGAUGAGUAUGAUUAUGUGGCUCAAGCUCUCAUCCAAAAACAUCCUUGUUUGAAGGAACCAGGGUCUGUCAGUGGGUGGUAUUGCUGGAAGUUCAGUUUAAAGUUCAAAAUGGGCAACUUCCGGCAGAAGAUGCGAGUGGCGGGAUCCUCAGAGCUCAGAGUCAAUGCUCGUGCCUCAGGAAGUGCAAAAAGACUGAAGAGGGCCAGAAAGUCGGAAGUGAACUUCCUGCCAGAUUUUCCAGAAGGGAAAACCCAAAGUGUCUUCGACAAAGAGAGAUUGGCCAUGGUCAGUGAGAUGAAGAAAAGAAAGGUUGACUGGAAGCAAAUUGGUGAAAUGAUGAGUGACACAUUCGCUCUACGAAGGAAGGAGAUUGUUGAAGAUGAACCUCUAGUGGCACAAGUCAAAGACAGGUGGCCAGCCUUGUUCUCUGAACGGCAGAUUGAAGCAGAAUUUGCUCGUCUUACAUUAGUUGACCUGAAGGGCUCCCUCUUUGCUGGGCUGGACCAGUAUAUGACAAGGUUCCUGGAGCUGUACAAAGGAAAGAGUGGAAUAGUGGACCUAGCCAGGCUGAUGAGAUGUCUCGAUGAUAAGAGCUCCAUACACCACAAGAGCACAGUUCUUCUGCUGGGCCUUCCUCACUUUCUCAAGGAGGAUGCCUCCAGUUUUUUCAAGACUGUCGAGGCCACAGAUGAUGAGGAGACGUUCACACGGGGGAUGAAAGUUGGUGUGGUCAUGGUGAAGAAUGGAGAAGACAUCAUUGACACAGCAGUGGUCCUUGACGAAGCAGUGAUCAUGACCAAUCAGCAUGACCUCCCACGUGCCAUUGCCUUGCUGAUGGGUCUUCUUUUUUCUCUGAACAUAGACUAUCCAAAAGAACUAAAGUACACGUUCGAAGUGAUUCAAAAGGUCCUGAUGAACAUAGGUGGGGGACAGUGUUCCUCACUUGUACAUGGGUUACGUAACAGGCUGCUGCGGAAAACCAUCUGAGAUGGUAUCAGAACUCAUCUCAUGCCUGAGUGUUAAAACUUAGUUUUUCAUGUCAAGUUCUUAUUUUGUCUAUCAUAGGUUUUGCUAAUGCACAUUUUUCAAUUUUUCACUUAAAUUCGCAUUGUAGUAAUUGUAAUUAUUUAGCGCUCAAAGGAGACUCUCCUUUUGUUUACCUGUACUCCGUCCACACACUCAGACAUUUCUUCCAUGUCGCAGAUGUUCCGUUUAGACAUGUUUACUAUUUAGACCUUGUCAGGCCGCAGAGGACACUUUAAUGGCAUGCUGUUCCAUUUACCAGUGCGGAAUAUGAGGUUACAAUGGGGACAGAUGAACAGAAAAAGAAAAUUCCACAUUUCAGAUCUGUUCUGAAACUGUUGGACCUCCAACAUUUAAUUAAGAUGACCAGGUUCAACUGUUGCAUCCUUUCCCACAACCUGUUGUAUGAAGAGUGGUGUUUUCAAGAGUAUUAUUGUUUCUGUGUCCCGAGGUUUUUCGGGAGGAGCGUGGGAGAAAGGUGAAAAUCCGAAGUCCUUUGCUUCCUCAUUUACUGCCCCUCUGAGUAAAUGCCCAGUUCUCCAGCUGUGUAUUGUCACUUCACACUUUGUUGUCUUGAAAUGUAUCAUCCACAUCCGUUCCCUGCCCUUGAUGUCAAGGCAGAGGGGGGCAGGGGAUUGGACGAACACACUUGAUUAUAAGUGUUCACUUCUCGUUUAUCCAUAAUGCCUGUUCUUGGGUUGGCAAUGUCAUGCAAUGCACCAAUAAAUGCUCAUCUUGUUGCAUGUUAAUUGUUGUUUGUCAUAUUUCUCUUAAGUCAAUGACAUCUAUUGUACUAAAAAGUUUUUCCAACAGGCAACAUUAGUUAUGUUGAAAUGGACAUGUAAGUUCCAAGAAAUCUUGGAUAUGUUAAAUAGAUUAAUUUAAUUUAAAUGACCUGUCACUUUUGAUUAAGAUAAAAAUAGAUUUGCAAAUUAGAAUAACAACCCUAAACAGUUCAGUCAAUUAAGUCCAAGUCAACUUAACUGAAAAAAAAAAGUUUACUCAACGUAAUACUUUAAUUAAGCUGAAAUACAUUUACAAGUUCAGACAACUACCUUAAGUAGUUCAACCAACUAACAAAUCCAAUUCAACUUAACCGAAACAAAAGGUUUACACAACUGACCAUUUUAAGUGAACUGAGAUAGAUUUGCAGGUUCAAACAACUACCUGAAGGAGUUAAGUCAAUUCCGAAAUCUAAAUCAACGAAACUAAUGCAGAUGUUUACACAACAAGGAAUAUUUAUUGAAGAUGACAAAUAAUUCUUUUUCACUUGACUUAGAUUUUUAAGGCAGCCCUUUCACUCAUAUUUUUAAG
Larimichthys crocea (large yellow croaker) is the source of this 3855-nucleotide messenger RNA. Its product is annotated as sterile alpha motif domain-containing protein 3. The transcript is spliced from 5 exons. The record is from RefSeq and is a predicted model, not a curated record. Bases 1024 to 2505 code for a protein of 493 amino acids. Lineage: Eukaryota; Metazoa; Chordata; Actinopteri; Sciaenidae.